Merops nubicus (carmine bee-eater) is the source of this 2233-nucleotide messenger RNA. It is a transcript of the gene MCCC1, whose product is annotated as methylcrotonoyl-CoA carboxylase 1 (alpha). The record is from RefSeq and is a predicted model, not a curated record. Lineage: Eukaryota; Metazoa; Chordata; Aves; Coraciiformes; Meropidae. Gene Ontology annotation, molecular function: methylcrotonoyl-CoA carboxylase activity; metal ion binding; ATP binding. The annotation marks the transcript as partial. The transcript has 18 exons. Gene Ontology annotation, cellular component: mitochondrion.
UUGGUACAGGUUGCGUGAGACUGCCCUGGGUGCUCGGGGUUUGGGAGCCAUCGGUGAGCACCCGCUGUGGGCACCGUUGCCUGCCCGAGACCCUGGGCAGGAGGACUCGGUGACCGUGGCAGCUGGUUAUUGGAAACCGUGGCAGCUGGUUAUUGGAAAUUUAGGAGAUGUGACCAUUUCCCCUCUCGCCAUUGAAAGAGGUCACACCAUAGGGAAGAUUCUUGUUGCAAACCGAGGAGAAAUUGCAUGCAGAGUGAUGCGAACAGCAAAGAAAAUGGGUGUGAAGUCUGUAGCAGUUUAUAGUGAAGCAGACAGAAAUUCCAUGCAUGUAGCAAUGGCAGAUGAAGCAUAUUGCAUUGGUCCAGCACCCUCACAGCAGAGUUACUUGGCCAUGGAGAAAAUAAUGCAGGUAGCCAAGAUCUCAGCAGCCCAAGCUAUUCAUCCAGGUUAUGGUUUCCUCUCAGAAAACACAGAGUUUGCAGAGUUGUGCAAGCAAGAGGGAAUCAUCUUCAUAGGUCCGCCUUCAUCUGCUAUCAGAGAUAUGGGUAUUAAGAGCACUUCCAAAGCUAUAAUGUCUGCUGCUGGCGUUCCUGUUGUUGAAGGUUAUCAUGGAGAAGAUCAAUCAGAUGAGUGUCUAAAGGAACAUGCCAAGAGAAUAGGAUAUCCAGUAAUGAUUAAAGCUGUUCGAGGAGGUGGAGGAAAGGGCAUGAGAAUUGCUCACUCAGAAAAGGAGUUUCUGGACCAACUAGAAUCAGCUAGGAGAGAAGCGAAGAAGUCUUUCAAUGAUGAUGCAAUGCUGAUUGAGAAGUUUGUAGAUAAUCCAAGGCACGUGGAAGUCCAAGUGUUUGGUGACCAGCAUGGCAACGCAGUGUAUUUAUUUGAAAGAGACUGCAGUGUGCAAAGGAGACAUCAGAAGAUCAUUGAAGAGGCACCAGGGCCAGGAAUUAAUCCUGAAGUUCGAAAGAGACUUGGAGAAGCUGCUGUCAAAGCAGCUAAAGCAGUGAGUUACGUGGGAGCGGGAACAGUGGAAUUUAUUAUGGACUCCCAACAUAAUUUUUACUUCAUGGAGAUGAAUACCAGACUGCAAGUAGAGCACCCAGUUACAGAGAUGAUCACUGGGACGGACUUGGUGGAGUGGCAGCUUAGGGUUGCAGCAGGAGAGAAGAUUCCCCUAAUGCAAGAAGAGAUUCUGCUCCAGGGCCAUGCAUUUGAAGCUAGAAUAUAUGCUGAAGACCCUAAUAAUAACUUUAUGCCAGGGGCUGGGCCGUUGUUGCAUUUAUCCACCCCACCACCUGAUAGGUUCACCAGGAUAGAAACUGGAGUCAGACAAGGUGAUGAGGUUUCUGUUCAUUAUGAUCCAAUGAUUGCCAAGCUGGUUGUUUGGGCUGAGGAUCGUCCAGCAGCGCUGAGAAAGCUGCGAUACAGUUUGCACCAAUAUAAUAUUGUAGGAUUAAGCACUAAUAUUGAUUUCUUACUGAGCCUGUCAGGACACCCACAGUUUGAGGCUGGAAACGUGCACACUAAUUUCAUUCCUCAACACCAUGAUGAACUAUUUCCAACCAAAAAGGCAACCCCACACGAAGUUCUGUGUCAGGCAGCUCUAGGACUCAUACUGAAAGAGAAAAUGCUAACAGAUGCUUUUAGAGAUAAGUCAGAUGAUAAAUUCUCACCAUUUGCAUCCAGCACUGGUAGAAGACUAAAUCUAUGUUACACUAGAAACCUGUCUCUGCUGGAUGGAGAAAACAUUGUGGAUGUAGCUGUAAGCUACAAUCAAGGAGGGUCCUACAACAUGCAGAUUCAAGAUAAAACAUUUGUGAUUUCUGGAGAGAUUGUCAAUGAAGGUGAAUCAGUUUACUUGAGGUCUUCAGUGAAUGGAACAGUGUGUAAGUCCAAACUGGUCAUCCUGGACAACACCAUUUAUCUCUUCUUUCCGGAAGGUAGUGCUCAGAUUGGCCUUCCUGUACCCAAGUACCUCUCUGCAGUGAGUUCAGUGGGAGUGCAAAGUGGUGCUGUAGCACCCAUGACAGGCACGGUUGAAAAGGUGUUUGUGAAAGCAGGGGAUAAGGUUCAAACUGGAGACCCUCUAAUGGUUAUGAUAGCUAUGAAAAUGGAGCAUACCAUAAGGGCUCCAAAGGCAGGCGUGAUAAAAAGGGUCAAUUUCCAAGAAGGUGCCCAAGCCAACAGGCAUGCUCCACUAGUUGAAUUCCUGGAUGAAGAGGCUGAAUCAAAAUAA